UCCGAAAAAUCUGAAAUCCAAAAUCCCGGCAUUCGAGUGCAUUUGAAAGCACGGAGAGUGUUGUUGUUGCUGUUUCGUGGUUACUGCGCUCCUUACAGUCGCCGCCAGGGUGUGACUUGGGAGUUCCGAAAACUCGCCUACUUUUGGCAUCUCCCCGAGCUCCCUCGAACUCCUUCCUCCCUCGACCCGCAGACGACGCGCGGGCAGACCACGAUUCCAACAACAAAGUCUGGUGCGUUUGCUGCCAGCUUUGGAAUCAGCUGUUCCAGUAAGUUCUUUUCCUGCAAGAAAAUAUCCAUGCAAAGCUAA
This is a messenger RNA of Rasamsonia emersonii CBS 393.64, 309 nucleotides long. RefSeq lists its product as uncharacterized. The transcript has a single exon. Lineage: Eukaryota; Fungi; Ascomycota; Eurotiomycetes; Eurotiales; Trichocomaceae. The record is from RefSeq and is a predicted model, not a curated record. The annotation marks the transcript as partial.